CUUCUUCCCAGCUACUGGAUCCAACCCUGACUAUCCACAUCUGGCACAUCACAUGAUAAACCGAGUCCGAUCAGCCAGCCAAUAUGUCACGCUCUCUUACGGUUCAAAAAAUUGACGGCAAACCGGGGCAGGUUUACUACCCGCUGCAGUUGCAUGAUACACCGAAACCGGUCCUUGGCCCCGGGGAGCUGCUAGUGAAGAUCCACGCAGCGGCGUUAAACCACCGGGACUUGUUUGUCCGACAGCACCUAUACCCCGGCAUCUCAUUCACCAGUCCUCUUCUCAGCGAUGGCUGCGGCACGGUCGUUGAGACGGGCCCAGAAUGCAGCGCGCAGCUGCUCCACCAGCGAGUCAUCGUGUGUCCCGUCCGGGGGUGGGACGCUGACGUCGACGCGCCCGAAGACGCCAACCGCUACGCUGUGAUCGGGGCGUCAAACCGGUACCCCGACGGCACGGCCCAGGACUAUCUGGUAGUGCGCGAGCCAGACGUAGUGCGCUGUCCCGAGCACCUCUCGACGCUCGAAGCGGCUGCUCUUCCCCUCGUGGGCCUGACCGGCUGGCGUGCGCUGGUCACUAAGAGUCGCAACGCGCACCCGGGGCGCAACAUCCUCGUUACGGGGAUAGGGGGCGGCGUCGCCCUACAGGUCCUGCAGCUCGGUGUCGCGAGGGGCUGCCGCGUCUACGUCACAUCGAGCGAUCCCGAGAAGAUCGAGCGGGCUGUGCGCAUGGGCGCCCAGGGCGGCGUCAACUACCGCACGGAGGCCUGGGAGAAGCAGCUGCAGGCGCUGCUUCCGGCGGAUCGACCUUAUCUUGACGCGGUGAUUGACGGGGCCGGGGGCGAUAUCGUGGCGCGGACGACGCGGCUUCUCAAGGCUGGUGGUGUCAUCUGCGUUUAUGGGAUGACUGUCGCGCCCCGGAUGGAGUGGGCUAUGCCGGCGGUACUGAAACAUAUUGAUAUGUUGGCGUGCACGACGGGGUCGCGGGCGGAAUUCCGCGCCUUGGUGGAGUUUGUGCAGGAGCAUCAGAUCCGGCCUGUUGUUAGUCGGGUUGUUCGGGGACUGGAUAAUUUGGAGGGGAUUGAUGGCUUGUUUGAAGAUAUGAAGGUGGGACGUCAGUUCGGAAAGCUUGUCAUUGAUGUGGAUUCGACGGAGUCUUGAGACAGGGCUGCCAUGUGACUGUCGAGAUGCUCAUCGAUGGGCAGCAGGGGUUUGGUCGCAGUGUACGGGGUAUAGAAUAGAGUUGCGAUGACUCCAUUGCAUUGGAUUAGUCGCUUUGUCGACACGGGGCAUGCUACAAAUUACUUAUGGGAAUACCCUCAAUAUCUAUACCGGAAUUGGGAAGCAGGUUAAAGCAUCGACAGUGGAAUCAGGGCGACAACUUAUAGCUCAAAUCUUAGUCGUGGAUCUGUUACAUUCCG
Aspergillus campestris IBT 28561 is the source of this 1417-nucleotide messenger RNA. Its product is annotated as quinone oxidoreductase family protein. The transcript has a single exon. NCBI's taxonomy places the organism in Eukaryota, Fungi, Ascomycota, Eurotiomycetes, Eurotiales, Aspergillaceae. The record is from RefSeq and is a predicted model, not a curated record. Gene Ontology annotation, molecular function: oxidoreductase activity. Bases 84 to 1157 code for a protein of 357 amino acids.